CUCCUCCUCCUACCCCCCAGCCACCACCACCACCACCACUGUUUAAGCAUUACAAUCUUUUGGGCUAAUUAUUAUUAUUACUAGAAUUUGCUACUAUUUUCUUGUGAGCCCGGAUUUCUUGAUCGUUCCAGUAAGCUAGCAAGCAAGCAAAAAUGGAGUGCGCUAAUGGAAAUGGUAAUGACCUUGCGGAGACCUUUUGUACUCAACGGGCCGGGCCAGCACCCGACCCGUUAAAUUGGAACGCAGCCGCGGAGUCUUUAAAAGGAAGUCAUCUUGAUGAAGUCAAGCGGAUGGUCGAUGAGUUCAGGAGGCCCCUGGUCCGGCUAGGUGGUGAGACGCUGACGAUAGCUCAGGUGGCGGCCAUAGCUGCUUCCUCCGACGCAGCCGUUAAGGUGGAGCUGUCGGAGGGUGCCAGGGCCGGCGUCAAGGCCAGCAGUGACUGGGUUAUGGAGAGCAUGAGAAAGGGCACUGAUAGUUACGGUAUCACCACCGGCUUUGGUGCAACGUCACACAGGAGAACCAAACACGGCGGAGCUCUCCAGGAGGAGCUCAUUCGAUUCUUGAAUGCUGGAAUUUUUGGCAACGGGACCGAAACAUGUCACACAUUGCCUCACUCGGCAACAAGGGCUUCUAUGCUUGUUCGAAUCAACACCCUCCUUCAGGGGUACUCUGGCAUCAGAUUUGAGAUUCUGGAAGCUAUUACAAAGCUUCUCAACAAUAAUAUCACCCCAUGUUUGCCCCUCCGCGGAACGAUCACCGCCUCCGGUGAUUUGGUUCCACUCUCCUACAUUGUUGGAUUAUUAACAGGUCGACCAAAUUCCAAGGCUGUUGGACCUGAUGGAAAAUUUGUCAAUGCUACUGAAGCAUUCAGCCUGGCGGGGAUUGACACUGGAUUUUUCGAGCUGCAGGCGAAAGAAGGCCUUGCACUUGUGAAUGGCACUGCUGUUGGCUCUGGCUUGGCUUCCAUGGUUCUCUUUGAGGCUAAUAUUCUUGCUGUUCUUGCUGAAGUUCUUUCAGGAAUUUUUGCUGAAGUUAUGCACGGGAAGCCAGAGUUUACAGACCAUUUGACUCAUAAACUGAAGCACCAUCCUGGUCAAAUUGAGGCCGCAGCUAUUAUGGAACACAUUUUGGAUGGAAGUUCAUUUGUUAAAGAAGCUCAGAGGGUUAAUGAAUUCGACCCUUUGCAAAAGCCCAAACAAGAUCGUUAUGCACUCCGAACAUCCCCACAAUGGCUAGGUCCAUUGAUUGAAGUCAUCAGGGCUUCGACAAAAUCCAUCGAAAGAGAGAUCAAUUCUGUGAAUGACAAUCCUUUGAUCGACGUUUCCCGGAAUAAGGCCUUACAUGGUGGGAACUUUCAAGGUACACCAAUUGGAGUCUCGAUGGAUAACACCCGUCUAGCAAUUGCAUCAAUUGGUAAACUCAUGUUCGCACAAUUUUCUGAGCUGGUUAAUGACUUUUACAACAAUGGAUUGCCUUCAAACCUAUCUGGGGGACGUAAUCCAAGUUUGGACUAUGGUUUCAAAGGUGCUGAAAUUGCCAUGGCAGCUUACUGCUCUGAACUUCAGUUCCUAGCCAAUCCUGUCACAAACCAUGUGCAAAGUGCAGAGCAACACAACCAAGAUGUCAACUCAUUAGGAUUGAUCUCAUCAAGAAAAACAGCAGAAGCUGUGGACAUAUUGAAGCUCAUGUCAUCGACCUAUUUGGUUGCAUUGUGCCAGGCAAUUGACCUGAGGCACCUGGAGGAGAACUUGAAGGCCUCAGUGAAAAACACAGUUAGCCUUGUAGCCAAGAAAGUGCUAACAAUGGGCUACAAUGGCGAAUUGCACCCAUCUAGAUUCUGCGAAAAAGACUUGCUCAAAGUGGUGGACAGAGAGCAUGUUUUUGCUUACAUUGAUGACCCCUGUAGUGGAACCUACCCCCUCAUGCAAAAGCUAAGGCAAGUCCUAGUGGAGCACUCCUUAGCAAAUGGGGACAAGGAGAAGGACGCAACCACUUCAAUUUUCCAAAAGAUCGGUGCCUUUGAGGAUGAACUAAAGGCCCUUUUGCCCAAAGAAGUGGAGAGUGCUAGAUGUGAGUUGGAGAAUGGAAAGCCAGGCAUUGCCAAUCGUAUCAAGGAUUGCAGGUCCUACUCAUUAUACAAGCUUGUGAGGGGAGAGUUGGGAACCAAUUUCCUGACUGGUGAGAAGGUGAGAUCACCUGGAGAAGAAUUUGACAAGGUAUUCACUGCCAUAUGUGAAGGGAAGUUGAUUGAUCCAUUGCUGGAUUGUUUGAAAGAGUGGAAUGGUGCUCCCCGUCCAAUUUGCUAAGAUGUUUUCUUCAUACUGUGGUUCAUUUAUUAAAUUUCUUGAAAUUUGUUUUUUUUCCUAGUUUGCCCUCUUUUGGGAAUGUUGUAUCCAAGUUGUCACUAGCUUGUUUAAGAUCCUUGUAUUUUCGUCUUAUACUGAUAUUGUUCGUUGCCAUAAAUGUUGAACUUCAACAAGUGUAAUUAUGGAUAAAAGUCUUUUGCGAUUUCGUGUAUUCUUGACAUCGAA
Coffea eugenioides is the source of this 2531-nucleotide messenger RNA. Its product is annotated as phenylalanine ammonia-lyase-like. NCBI's taxonomy places the organism in Eukaryota, Viridiplantae, Streptophyta, Magnoliopsida, Gentianales, Rubiaceae. The coding region runs from base 153 to 2306 and encodes 717 amino acids. Gene Ontology annotation, cellular component: cytoplasm. Gene Ontology annotation, molecular function: ammonia-lyase activity. The record is from RefSeq and is a predicted model, not a curated record. Gene Ontology annotation, biological process: L-phenylalanine catabolic process. The transcript is spliced from 2 exons.